UCCACCACAUGAUCACUAUUUCAUUUGUUUAUCUAUCUUGGCCUUAUAUAAACUGAUACUCUACUCACAAAACAAAACAUAGUAUCACAAUGACGCCUCUCAUAAAAACCUUUGUAUUUUCUCUCAUUGCUCUUUCCCUAGCCCAUACACAAGCAGCAACAUUUGACAUCACAAAUAAAUGCCCCUACACCGUAUGGGCCGCUGCCGUACCAGGCGGCGGUAAACAACUUACCAAUGGCCAAACAUGGACCAUUAACGUAGCUGCAGGAACCACAGCGGCCCGUAUUUGGGCCCGAACCGGAUGUAAUUUCGAUGGUACGGGUCACGGUGGAUGCCAAACCGGCGACUGUGGCGGUUUAUUAAAUUGCCAAGCGUACGGUACACCGCCCAACACAUUAGCGGAAUUCGCUUUAAACCAAUUCAACAAUUUAGAUUUCAUCGAUAUCUCUUUGGUGGAUGGAUUCAACGUUCCUAUGGAUUUUAGUCCAACAUCUAAUGGGUGUACACGUGGCAUAAGAUGUACGGCUGAUAUUAACGGACAGUGUCCUGCUCAACUUAAAACUCAAGGCGGUUGUAACAACCCUUGUACGGUUUUUAAAACCGAUGAGUAUUGUUGCAAUUCUGGUAGCUGUGGGCCCACUGAUUAUUCAAGAUAUUUUAAGACUAGGUGCCCUGAUGCUUAUAGUUACCCAAAGGAUGAUCAGACAAGUACGUUCACUUGCCAAGGUGGAACCAAUUACAGGGUUGUUUUUUGCCCAUGAUCAAUUAAUGGUUGCUUAAUUAGUCCUCUUAAUUAAGGGUUAAUUACCUCUAUAUAUAUAUAUAUAUGUGUGUGCGCUUUUGCUGUGAGAUGCAUGUAUGUAUGCACUGAAUAUAGAAAAUAAAAAGGUGCAUGUGUGUGCACUUUGUGAUCUUAUUCUUACCUCUAUAUAAGAUGAGCAAUAUGCUAAAUGACGUGUGAGAUUAUCAAUAAAGUUUUCAUGAAACCAAGAAGUGAUAAAUCGUCUU
Messenger RNA from Cicer arietinum (chickpea), 1008 nucleotides. RefSeq names its product protein P21-like. The record is from RefSeq and is a predicted model, not a curated record. Lineage: Eukaryota; Viridiplantae; Streptophyta; Magnoliopsida; Fabales; Fabaceae.